GGUAUUAAGAAUUAAGAUUAUGAACUAUGCAACUUGAAGUAUCAUGGAUUAUAAACGUCAACUGGCUAAUCCUGGAACUUCAAUGUUCAAUGUCGAACAUUCAAGCUGGGGUACCUAGCACAUACAUACCUACCUAGUACCUAGUAGUACCCUAGGACCUACGACAUACUACAGGAUCAAGUCGAAGCCACAUGCAAAGAUUGCUCCCUGAGCCUUUUGAACUUUUGAACGCGACACAUCCACACCCACACCACACAUCCAUCUAUCCAAUCUUCCAUCAAAGUCGCAGCCCUCACAAUUAACAGGGGGAGGGGUCAUUCGACACACCCGACAACAACUAUUACGAAGUCGCAUAUUCCGUGCCAUCCAUUCCGAUCCGUUCCAUUCACCUUAGGUGCUCACGCUAUACAGUAGCAUACAGUAGCAUACAGUAGCAUACAGUAGCACCUAGGUAAUCUCCAUCAUACCUCCAUACUACUCCAUACUACACUCAAACAAGCCGAAUCCGAAAUCGCCUUGCUUUGCGAUCCAAGCCACCCGACAUUUCCCAGAUUCUUACGAGCCGAUUCUUACCACAGCCCAGUUGACAAGGAGAGGGGGGAAACAACAUAGAAGAUGGCAUCCUCCUCGUUCAGAGAAUCGAUGAAUUCCUUAGGAUGGUCGCGACGUGACAGGGAAUAUACGGCCAAUACGUCACAGCGAUCCGGGCUUCUUUCUUCAAUACAAUCGAUGAACCCCUUUGGAGAUCGUGGAUAUGUACAACUACCCACCACAGAGAGUGCCGGCGCUCCUUUACCAGCUAGUACCCGUCGCGAAGAGGAAGAGGGCUGGUUUAUCCUGAGCCGAUGGGACCGACUACUGAUAUUCGGCGCUUGUAAUCUGGGUGCUCUUGCAUGCUUCGUGCUCUGCUUUGCUCUAUGGCCUGUUCUCAUGACCAAACCUCGCAAGUUUGUUAUCUUAUGGUCCUUUGGCUCGGUUUUGUUCCUCUCUUCCUUUGCCGCUGUGAUGGGCCCUAUGGCAUACUUCCAGCAUCUAAUCUCCGGGUCGCGUUUACCCUUCACUGCUGCCUACUUUGGCUCGAUUGCCUUGACUAUAUACUUUUCUGUUGGGCUACACAGUACCAUCCUUACUCUAUUGUCUGCUAUCGUCCAGAUGGCAUGCCUACUCUGGUACCUUGUCAGUUACUUCCCCAUGGGCUCAAGCGGUCUCCGUCUUGCCACGAACUUUGGCGCACGGAGGGCGGCUACUUGGAUGACUGGUUAGGCCCUCCUUGUUGUAUCUUAGGAUGUUUCCAUCACGCCGUGGCUAGAUAUUUAUUGGCCUUAGUUGUAAGUUGCGAUAAUCAGACUUUCAUACUAAAUCAAGAAAAGAGAAGAGUACCUAAGAUUUUCAUGUUGUCCAUGUCUCCUAGUGCCACUCUGCGUGUCAAAAUUGAAAGCCAACCACUCAUGGCAUUGGCUAUGGUUAUACAGGUUAGGCCUUCUAUUUGGCAUGCCCACCAUACAUAAUGAGAACGACACUGGUUCAUCGAUAUCAUAGUCAAGACUCUCACCCAGAAUGGUAUCCUGGGAUGGUCUGUGCUAUGAAAUAAUCGUAGCUAGAGUAACUAGAUGCAAAUUGAUUAGAUUCUAAUUUUAAUUCUGUUCUGCCGC
Messenger RNA from Hypoxylon fragiforme, 1652 nucleotides. Its product is annotated as SFT2-domain-containing protein. The coding region runs from base 616 to 1263 and encodes 215 amino acids. The transcript is spliced from 5 exons. Gene Ontology annotation, biological process: vesicle-mediated transport. The record is from RefSeq and is a predicted model, not a curated record. Lineage: Eukaryota; Fungi; Ascomycota; Sordariomycetes; Xylariales; Hypoxylaceae. Gene Ontology annotation, cellular component: membrane.